Opisthorchis viverrini is the source of this 1653-nucleotide messenger RNA. RefSeq lists its product as hypothetical. Gene Ontology annotation, cellular component: cytoplasm. The transcript is spliced from 8 exons. The record is from RefSeq and is a predicted model, not a curated record. The coding region runs from base 1 to 1317 and encodes 438 amino acids. Lineage: Eukaryota; Metazoa; Platyhelminthes; Trematoda; Opisthorchiida; Opisthorchiidae. Gene Ontology annotation, molecular function: sphingomyelin phosphodiesterase activity.
AUGGUAGAGGAAGCCUUCAAAGUACUCACAUUAAACUGUUGGGGUGUGUUUAUUCCGUUCUGUACCGUACGAAAAGAUGACCGGCUCAAGCUGAUUGCGAAACGGCUUUCAGACGGAACUUACGAUAUUGUGAUGCUCCAAGAAAUAUGGACAGACCCCGACUUUCGAAUGCUACAAAGUUCUUUGAAGCAUGUAUACCCGUGGUCUACUUAUUUCCAUUCGAAUCUCAUCGGUAGUGGCCUGUGCAUUUUUUCCAAAUGGCCAAUGGACAGCAUCUUUAUGCAUCCCUUUGGAGCGAACGGAUAUCCACAUUUGCUGCAUCAGGGUGAUUGGUACUGCGGAAAAGGUGUCGGAUUAGCCCGCGUCACGAGCAAACAUGGAUUUCGAAUCAACUUAUACGUUACACACCUUAUAGCACGCUAUGAACUGGAUCGAACCAAAGAUCACUACGAAGGUCACCGCAUAUCACAGCUGAUUGAACUGUUGCAAUUCAUACGCACAACUUCUGGUUCCGUAGAUGGCUUCAUUGUUGCCGGUGAUUUCAAUCUGGAGUCAGACACGACGGCCAUCAAGUUGUUCCGCACCCAUCUCGGAGCUUCAGACGCGUGGCUUGACAAUCCGUCAGCUCUUAAACACGCCGGAGGGGAUGCACUAGAAAGCGAAGGUUGUACUUGUGAUCGCGCGGACAACCCUUACCGAAACGACGAAUGGACGAAGUACUACGGAAAUGGAGAGCGCUUGGAUUAUAUUUUCUAUCGCACGGGCCCUGGACCUGCGGACCCUCAUUCCUCGCCAAACCUGGUAAGGCUCAGUUGCGAACAGUGCUGGCUGGAUCUACGCGAAGUGCCAGAUGAGCCCACUGGGUUGCACUACUCAGAUCACGAAGGUGUUGGGGCCUUGUUCAAGCUUACCCGGGUACCGCCAAGUCAGCCUGUUGAGACACCACCGGCUCUUGUACCCAGAGAAGUGGAACCAAUGCUGCUGGAACUGAGACAGCAGAUUGACCGCGGUAUGCACCGAUGUCGUCAAAACCGUCUGUUUCAUGCUGUAACCGGUGUCGCAUUCCUCUUGUUCCUUCUGUUACUGUCAUUUAAUCCCCCACAUUAUAAUUGGAUUGGGUCAUUUAUGUCCAUUUUGACCGCAGGUCUUCUAGGAAGCGUCGUGUUUGUGCUUUUCUGGGGCUCGUUAGUGGGUCACACUGCUGAGCGACGAGCAUUAGAGAACGGGACUUUGAUGGUCGAUGUGCUCCUUUCUCAGCUUGAGGGCCUCGCUUCCAACGGAUCUACCAAACAAAUGACAAACAGCCACUGUAACUAACGGCUGUUUGUAAUUUUUGAGGAUUUUCCAACCAUUGCCACUAUUAUAAGUCAUUUGAUGUUUCAUCCCUUUUGGUUCCGUCAUUAAUAAUAUAGGGUAACUGUGAUGUCAGUUUCCAGUGCUCACCAGAACUUUUUAUGAACGGUUAUUUUCUUCUGUCUAUCUUCUUAAUAAUUGAACAAACCGGUUGAAUUCUUCAUUUUUCUCCUCUGCUUCUUUCAUCCCGGUGUAGUUUAGUCGAGUUUGUUUUAACUUACGUUGUCAGCUUUACUCUGAGAGCCAUACAUUGUUAAUCAGGAUUGGUUACUGACAUGUUGCUAGUAGUUUGUAUUUCAC